Messenger RNA from Homalodisca vitripennis (glassy-winged sharpshooter), 1820 nucleotides. RefSeq lists its product as uncharacterized. The transcript is spliced from 5 exons. The record is from RefSeq and is a predicted model, not a curated record. NCBI's taxonomy places the organism in Eukaryota, Metazoa, Arthropoda, Insecta, Hemiptera, Cicadellidae. The coding region runs from base 590 to 1588 and encodes 332 amino acids.
AACCCUCCAAAACAAAAGCAUAUCUAAGUGCUUGCUUGAAAGCCUAUUCCUUGUUUCAUUUACUGUAACCGCCAGCUUUGGAGAAUACACUUUCUCAAGGCCUAGAGGAUGCAGUAACCAAAAGAAAUUUUCUGGCACUGGCUUCUUUCUACAACCCCGGCAAAAUAUAUCUCAUCUCCUUCCAUUGUACAAGGGGGUUUGUUAAGAGAUUUCCUUGUAGCCAUUUUUGGCAAACAAAUUGACUAAAGCAAUCUACAAUACAAAAUUUAAGUCGCAAGUGCGAAAGUGUUAAAACAUUUUAAACAACACUGACAACAGGCAACAGUACUCAUAUGAUUCGAUACCAAGUACUGUCUUCCGAUACCAAGUAAGUAUCGAAACAAGAGUAUCGAUACCAAAUGUACUUGGUAUCGGAACAAAAGUAUCGAUACUUUAGUUGUAUCGGAACAGCCUUAGUCAUUCGUCUCGUCCCUCCUCUCUACUCAACUGUUAACUGUGAAGUGCAUACCGAGGCGGUCGUUAUCAAAAAGUGUCUGUCUGUAAGAUUGAAUUCACCAGGCAUUUGUCUGUCUCCAGAUUCCAUUCAACAAUGAAUCUUCCAAACAACCUACAGUCAUUUGUUAAUCGAGGCAACAGUCGACAAGGCAAGCAUCUCCGCUACAAUCGUAGAAGAAAACUGCGUUUGUCACAAGUGAAAGGAGUUAUGUUGCCAGCGUUGGUACGACUCGGACGACUUGGACUCAGCCGCAAGUACAGUCUAAACAAUGUCAUCAACAGGGAGAGCCAUAAACUUAUUCAGAGUACUUGGAAACUCAUUAGAGAGAAAAGUGAAAAUAUUUUGGAAGAAGCAUCAGUAAUUGACCGGGCUCUUGUUAUAGAAAAGAUAAGGAGGUCUUUUCCUGGGGUGAAUGUGAGCAAAGUCUUAAGAGUCAACAACCCCUACCUGACCAGCUUGUAUGAGCUUGUGAAAGCAGAAUAUCACAGCCGAAAUGGAACAGCUGUAGUUCAGGAGUUGGAGCUGUUCCAUUCCACUCGACAGAGUGCUGUAGAGUCCAUUGUAGAGGACAAUCUGAACUGGCGACUAGUACGGCGCUCUCGGUACGGGAUCGGGAAUAGUUUCUCCACAAACGCUGACUAUGCCAAUUGUCACUCAAACAGGCACAAUGGUGAUGAUCGUGCGCUUAUUUUAUUCAAAGUGUUGGUGUGCAAGAAAGCUAGAGGAUCAGGAAGUCUGAAAGUUUUAAAGGACGCUGAUACUGCAGUUGGAGGACCCAACAAUAUUGUUACUGUCAAAUUUAACGAUAAUGAGUUUUUACCUACAUUUAUUGCAUAUUAUAAAGGGGAAAAAAUUCAUCUCGACAAGUUAUUUCUACAGUCAUUAUUAACCUUAGUAUAUUCAGCUUCUUUUAUUAAUUAUAAGACAAUCAAUUUACAAUUAGUGCAUUUCUGUUUUACAAUUCAAUUUUUCAAUCUAAUUAACAAUCCAGGAGUAACCAUUUUUCUAGUUUAUGCAUUAUUUUAUGGUAAUUCAAAACGUAAUGUUUUAAUAAUUAUUAACAUUUAUACAAUGAGUACAGAUGAAUUUUAAUUUAGAGUAAUUGUUUAUUAUGGUUUUUAAUAUUUUUAUUCAGGAUGAUUAGUUUAAUUAUUUUUGCAAAGUUGUUAUUACUGAUGGCUGUUUCAAGAACUCUUAUUUUGUUAUAUUCUUCCCUUGCAUUUUAUUGAAUGUUUUGUAUUUUCUUUAUUAUGCAAAUACAGGAAUUGGAAUUAAGAUUUACCUUCAAUCACUGUAAACAAUUAAUUAUAAUAAUAAACAGUUU